UGUAUAUCAAUCUGGUGCUAAACAAUCACUACUCAAUCAAUUACCCAGCAGAUGGUGAUAUGGCAAAAUCAAAUCAAAUGAUUCCACGUCUUUUGAUUGACAGUACCUCUGCCUCUCAGUAAACCACCAAAAUAAACUAGAUUUCUAUAUUUUUGUCCUUAAGUUUUAUGUUCUAAACUACAUGAGUGACAAUGCAAUUAAAGAACCUUAUAUUUAGCAGCAGUGUGUAUGCGUGUGUGCGUGCCUGUGAGUGGGGUGCAUGUGUGUUGAGGUACGUGUGUGUGUGUGUGUGUGUGUGUGUGUGUGUGUGUGUGUGUGUGUGUGUGUGUGUGUGUGCCGUGUCUACCCUGACACUAGGUGAAUGUUUACUCCAUUUUAUUUCAUUCAUGAUCAUUAAGUAAAAUAUAAGCGAGCUAGAAGACUUCACUUUGGAUUCAUUCUUUGAAAUAUUUUAUAUUAAAGUUAACCGAGGAAGGCAGUCUACUGCACUUUAUACAAACAACCAAACAACAUGGUCUGAGUUUUUUAUAAGACGUGGCAUUUGUCCUGUUCUGUUUCCAUAGCUGUACGUUUUAAGAGAGACUGUGAUUGGUCAGGCUAUGGCCAAUGCACAUUGAUUCAUCAUAUCAAAGGAUAUUUGCAUGUGGACAUUGAACUAAACUUUUAAAUAGCUCAAAAUAGCAUCUAAUCUGUCCCUUCUUACAAUCGCAGUAUUUUUGAAAAGGUAAAGAAACAUGCUACAUUCAUAGACAGCUCUAUUUGCCUCUUAUUUUGAAUAACGACUCCAGAAAAUGGACAUUGAAAUAGUGAUGGUUUUCAUUAUUUCUCAUCCUGCAUUAGUACCCUUUAGUUUAUCUAGUGAACUCUAAUGUAGACAUCAGAAAAAUAACACAUUUGGACUAGGAACACAAUGUACCUUUUAAUGGUUCAUUGUAUAUUGGCUACCCAUAAUAUUCAUACCCAUAAUAGUAUACAAUGAAUUCUGGACACAGAGGUAUAUCAAUCAUUCACUUUACAUUAUGUUUCAAUAUCCAGUAUACAUUUAUAUCUGGAUAAUAUGUAGUAAACGGGACUUCAGGCUUCGACCAGAAACCCCUCAUGUUUAGUCCAGGAUCACAAUUCAUGUUACUGGAGCAACCCCUGAGAAUAAUUGUUACAUCUCUAAAUAUAUGGCUCUGGAGGAAAGUGUGUUGAAAUAGCAGUGGGCUGGAUUCCAACCCAGGCUGCAGAAGUAUAUGUCACAAAGCAGCGUAGACCUGUAAACCACCCGAGACAACAGGAUAUUCUUUAUUGCAUCGGACGACAUUCCUCUAUCUCCCUCCCGCUAACUAACCCCACCUUCUGGCAGAACCAGGAAGUCCCUCCCCCUCCCACAAACUUUCUUCUGGGAAAACAAAAUUUAUCUGAAUCUCGGUGCCGUUUGUCCGUGUGAAAGUGAGCAACAACCGUCCAAAUGGCUCAGCAGGCAGUUCUGCUGGACCAGGACCAGUUCUCUUGUUCUGUCUGUCUGGAUCUACUGAAGGAGCCAGUCACUAUUCCCUGUGGACACAGUUACUGUAGGAGCUGUAUUGAGGGCUGCUGGGAUCAGGAUGAUCUGAAGGGGAUCUACAGCUGUCCUCAGUGCAGACAGACCUUCACUCCAAGGCCUGCUCUGAGAAAGAAUAACAUGUUGGCUGAAGUGGUGGAGAAACUGAAGAAGACAGGACUUCCGGCUGAUCCCCCUGAUCUGGGCUAUGCUGGACCUGGAGAUGUGGCAUGUGAUUUCUGCACUGGGACCAGAAAGCAGAAAGCCCUCAUGUCCUGUCUGGUGUGUCUGGUGUCUUCUUGCAAGACUCACCUCCAGCCUCACUAUAGUGUCCCUGCACUAAAGAAGCACAAGCUGGUCAAAGCUUCCACACAGCUACAGGAGAACAUCUGCUCCCGUCAUGACGAACUGCUGAAGAUUUACUGUCGUACCGAUCAGAAUUGUAUCUGUUAUCUGUGUAUGGUGGAUGAUCACAAAGGCCAUGAUACAGUCUCAGCUGCAGCGGAGAGGACCGAGAAACAGAGUCAGCUGGGGAUGAGUCAGCAGAAUCUCCAGCAGAGAAUCCAGGAGAGAGAGAAGGAGCUGAAGGAGCUCCAACAGGCUGUGGAGUCUCUCAAGCACUCUGCACAGGCAGCAGUGGAGGACAGUGAUAGGAUCUUUACUGAGCUGAUCCACUCCAUUGAGAGAAGGUGCUCUGAGGUGAAGGAGCUGAUCAGAGACCAGGAGAAGGCUCAAGUGAGUCAAGCUGAUGGACUCUUGGAGCAGCUGGAGCAGGAGAUAGCUGAGCUGAGGAGGAGAAACGCUGAGCUGGAGCAGCUCUCACACACAGAGGAUCAUAUCCAUUUCCUCCAGAGUUAUCUGUCUUUCUCCAGUCCCAGUGUCUCUUCAGACUCACCCAGCAUUGAUAAACGUCCUCAGUUCCUUGGAGAUGUGAAUAUGGCUGUUUCUGAUGUCAGAGAGAAACUAGAAGACUUCCUUAAAGGAGAAUGGAUCACGAUCUCCACCAUAGUGAAUUCAGUGAAUGAUGUACUGUCUCCAGAGCCCAAGAACAGAGAACACUUCUUACAAUAUUCCUGUCAGCUCACACUGGACCCAAACACAGCACAGAAAUCCCUCUCUCUGUCUGAGGGAAACAGAAAGGUGACAGUUGUUAAUGCUGUUAACGAUCCAAAUCCUGACCAUCCAGACAGAUUCACUGAUUGGUGGCAGGUCCUUUGUAGAGAGGGUCUGUCUGGACGCUGUUACUGGGAGGUGGAGUGUUAUCAUGGGACUGUUACAGCAGUCUCAUAUAAAGACAUAAGUAGAAUACGGAUGGUUAAUGAGUCCAGAUUCGGAUACAAUGACAAGUCUUGGGGUCUAGAGUUCUCUGGUAAUGGUUAUCGUUUCAGACACAAUAAUGUUGAGACUAAAGUAUCAGGCCCUCAGUCCUCCAGAGUAGGAGUGUACCUGGAUCACAAGGCAGGUACUCUGUCCUUCUACAGCGUCUCUGACACAAUGACCCUCCUCCACACAGUCGAAAGCACAUUCACUAAACCCCUCUAUCCUGGGAUAUGGGUUGGGUACAAAAAUGAUUCUGCUGUGCUGUGUAAACUGUAGAGUUCCCCAUAUUAGAAUGACGGUUAAUGCUCUUAUAGUUUGGUAUGUACAAUUUAUUUUGAUUGAUUGAAUCUUUAAUUUAGUCUAGGUUUAAAUCACAUCCAUAUUGAUGUAUUCUCACUUUGAUGAAAUCUAAACUAAAAAACGACUGCUGUAUUGUCUUUUUUUUUAAAUAAAGAUUUGUUAAUUUCAAUCAGUUGUAUUAUUGAAUACCUAUUGAUCCUUGAAUGUGAAUCUGUUUAGUUUUCUCAAAUCUAUCCAGGCCUAUGUACUGUAUAUACUCUGAUGUUGCAGAUUUACUACUCAAUCAACCGUCCAGCAGAUGGUGAUAUACUGUAACAAACAAUACAAUAUUAAACAUGUCUUGAUUUACCUCUUGCCACUCAGCAAACCACCAACAAUAAACAGUAUUUCAAUA
Messenger RNA from Oncorhynchus nerka (sockeye salmon), 3539 nucleotides. RefSeq names its product E3 ubiquitin-protein ligase TRIM16-like. The coding region runs from base 1454 to 3121 and encodes 555 amino acids. Gene Ontology annotation, molecular function: zinc ion binding; protein binding. The record is from RefSeq and is a predicted model, not a curated record. The transcript has 6 exons. Lineage: Eukaryota; Metazoa; Chordata; Actinopteri; Salmoniformes; Salmonidae.